Messenger RNA from Staurois parvus, 403 nucleotides. The record is from the annotation of a GenBank genome assembly. Lineage: Eukaryota; Metazoa; Chordata; Amphibia; Anura; Ranidae.
CGCUGAUGAUCAGUGUGCCCUAAUGAUCAGUGUAGCCCCAUCAGUGCCACCCCUCAGUGCCCAUCAAUGCCACCUGUCAGUGCCCAUCAAUGCCACCUGCCAGUGCCCAUCAAUGCCACAUGUCAGUGCCCAUCUGAGCUGCCUUUCAGUGCCACCUAUCAGUGCCCGUCAGUGCUGCCAAUCAAUGCCACCUAACAGUGCCAGUCAGUGCUGCCUAUCAGUGCCACCUAACAGUGCCAGUCAGUGCUGCCUAUCAAUGCCAUAUAUGAGUGUUGCCUUUCAGUGCCCAACAGUGAUGCCUAUCAGUGCCACUUACCAGUGCAUCCUAUCAGUGCCCAUCACUGCAACCUCAUUAGUGCACAUCAGUGAAGGAGAAAAAUCACUUAUUUACAAAAUUGUAUAA